AUGAAGUCUAUCAACGGUCUCUACAUGCUUGGUCUCCUUGCAAGCCUGUCUAUUGCAGCUCCAGCUGCCUCUACCAACUCGAUUGCCCGAAGUAAGCAAUCGAGCGACGACUAUUCCAGCGCCCCAGAGCCUCUUCAGUGGAUAAAGCGCGAUGAGGACCAGAAGGCCGAGCCUCUACAGUGGAUCAAGCGUGAUGAGGACCAGAAGGCUGAGCCUCUCCAGUGGAUUUGA
Penicillium mononematosum is the source of this 231-nucleotide messenger RNA. RefSeq lists its product as uncharacterized. The record is from RefSeq and is a predicted model, not a curated record. The coding region runs from base 1 to 231 and encodes 76 amino acids. The transcript has 2 exons. NCBI's taxonomy places the organism in Eukaryota, Fungi, Ascomycota, Eurotiomycetes, Eurotiales, Aspergillaceae.